UGUUUUGUAUACACGAGCUUGCAGAUAAACCUCACUCACUUUCUUUCUCUCUCUCUACUGAGCAUUGCGGCUAGGGUUUCGCCAAACCCUAAUUUCCUCUCGAUUAUCCAGACAAUCCUGUGCUGGUUUUCUUUCAGAUCUGUUUAUUCGAUUUAAGUUAACCAUGAAUAAAACGGUAAGUUAAUCUUUUUGUUGUGUAAUUUGGAGUUGGGGAUUUGUUUGCGUUGCUGCGGGGGGAGAAAUGGCGACGCUCAACCCAUUUGAUUUGCUGGGGGACGACGAUGCGGAGGAUCCGUCGCUUUUGAUUGCGGCACAGCAACAGAAGGUGGUUGAAUCGAAGAAAACGCAGGCUGCGUCGGGUAAGCCUGCCGCAGCCGGAAAACAGGCGGCGACUCAGCCGAAGGCGGCUGCGCAGCCUAAGCUCCCUUCCAAGCCCCUCCCCCCAUCUCAGGCUGUUCGAGAGGCCAAAUCUGAAUUUUCUAGAGGCGGCCGAGGUGGACGGGGUUAUGGCCGUGGUGGACGGGGUACUGGUGGUGGAUCCUUCAGAGACUCGGCCAAUAAUGAGAAUUCCUAUGGGAGCAGGGAAAUAACCUCUGGUCAAGGUGCACCUGAUGAAGUUGAUGGGAGAAGGCCUUAUGAAAGGCGUGGUGGCUAUGGAGGACCUCGUGGUUCUUUCCGUGGUGGUGGUGGUGGUGGUGGUGGAGGUCGCCGAGGUGGUUUUAACAAUGAAGAAGAUGGAGAAGGAGAUCAAGACCGCCCUCGCAGACCAUUUGAUCGCCGCAGUGGAACUGGACGUGGGAAUGAAUUCAAACGGGAAGGAGCUGGCAAAGGAAACUGGGGAACUCAGGACGAUGCAAUUGUAGAAGCAUCAGAGGAAGUUCCUAUUGAAGGUGAGAAACCUAUUAAUGUGGAAAAGCCCGCUGGAGAUGAGGAGACUCCGGCAGAUGGAGACAAGGAAGCUCCCACAAAUGAAGCUGAAGAGAAGGAACCUGAGGAUAAGGAGAUGACACUGGAAGAGUAUGAGAAGCUUCAGGAGGAGAAACGAAAGCCUCUGCUGGCUCUGAAAUCUGAGGAAAGAAAGGUCGAUCCAUCAGAGUUUGCAGCUAUGCAGCCACUUUCCAACAAGAAAUCCAACGAUGAUAUAUUCAUCAAAUUGGGUUCCGAGAAGGACAAAAAGAAAGAGCUAUCCGAGAAAGAAGAGAGAGCCAAAAAGUCUCUGAGCAUCAACGAGUUCUUGAAGCCGGCUGAGGGUGAGAGGUACUAUUCUGGAGGGCGUGGUCGUGGACGUGGCCGUGGUUCUAGAGGAGGCUACAGUGGAGGCAGCGAUACGUACAACAGUGCAAGAGCACCUGCAAUUGAGGAUCCCGGGCAGUUCCCGACCCUCGGUGGGAAAUGAGAAGAUGACAGGGCAAGGAGGUAAGUGGAAUAAUGGAGUCUUUUCUGUGUCGAAGAAGUUUUUAAGUUUAUGGUUUUAAAAUGUACAUCUGUGGUUCCCUUUGCCAUUGCCAUUCCCAUUCCCAUUCCCAUGUAGCAUCAUCAUCUUCAGCUUUCCUUCCCCUGAAAAAUUGUGUUUUUAUGUUCUUUGCUUUGGUCUGAACCAUAAUUAUUUCAUGACUCGGAUAUGUGAAAAAACUCAGUUUUGUUUUUAUUGAAUGUGGACAAAAAAAAACACGUUUUCCUGUU
Molecule: messenger RNA, 1683 nt
Organism: Andrographis paniculata
Lineage: Eukaryota; Viridiplantae; Streptophyta; Magnoliopsida; Lamiales; Acanthaceae
Product: RGG repeats nuclear RNA binding protein A-like
Exons: 7
Coding region: 242-1396 (384 amino acids)
Cellular component (GO): cytoplasm; nucleus
Molecular function (GO): RNA binding
Source: RefSeq, a predicted model, not a curated record